This is a messenger RNA of Symbiodinium sp. CCMP2592, 4140 nucleotides long. The record is from the annotation of a GenBank genome assembly. Lineage: Eukaryota; Dinophyceae; Suessiales; Symbiodiniaceae.
AUGACUCUGGGCACGGACUUCAGCGGGCUGGAAACUAUAGCAUGGGCUUUGAGGACGCUGCGUUUGGGUUAUCGGCACCUGUUUGGCAGUGACAUCGAGGCCAGCUCCCGCAAGGUCAUGAGUCACUUGGGGGUGGAGCAGAUCUUCGAGGAUAUCAAUGGCCGCGACGUCGCUGGCCUGCCCAGCUCAGACAUCUAUUGCAUUGGAGCCCCGUGCCAGCCUUUCUCACGACAAGGGCACGGCAAAGGAAUCCGGGAUCCGGGUGGCCGGGGGGUCUUACUGCUGCAAAGCCUGGCUUACAUAUCCAUUCACAAGCCUCGACUUGUGAUACUGGAACAGGUCCCCCAGUUCUUGCAAGACGAGAACCAUGCGGAGCUCCGAGACUUGACCCUCAGUGAGCUGGAACAACAUUAUGAGGUUUCUGUCCAGAUUUUGUCAUCCGCCUGCUUCGGUGUUCCCCAGGAUCGUCUCCGCUGCUAUAUUGUGGCGGUUCGACAGGAUUGCCCGGGUGGUUUUUGCUUCCCGAAGCCUGUGCACUGCCCUCGCCUAGAGGACUUCAUUGACAAGCUGCCAGAGGAGGAGUUUGCUGUCCUGCCUAAGCAGGGCUUGGCCAGAGAGAGCGUGCAGGCUUGCUUGCAGCCUUUAGUGGAUCGUGGAGUCAACGUCUUCAAUCAAGCAUUUCUUGUGACAGCUGGACAGAGCACACGCUUCGCCCAUGCCUCCCCAAUGGGGAGAGCCUGCACCAUCACGCGGUCGGAAGCUGGUCGAGAAAGCUACUGGUGCCCAUUUAAGGGUGGCUUCUUAUCCACCCGGGAGAUUGCCAGGCUGCAAGGGUUUCCUGAUGGGCUUAUAGCAGUAAGAGACCUGGGCAUCUCGGAAAGGCAGUACCGGCUUAUGCUCGGCAAUGCUAUGACAUUUACUGUAGUUCUACGUAUUUUGCCGAAUGCUUUGAAAGCGUCCGGUCUUGUGGAUGCAAAGAAUAUCAGCGCAGUGUGCGUGCGAGAUUGUGUGCCGCCCAACAGAACCCGACAGCGUGCGUGGAGCUCAGCCAGUGCAGCCAUGAGUGUUUCUGCCCCGGGGCACACAUGUGGAUCGCGCUGUCCAUGCAAGCGCUUCGGCAAGUUAAGUGCCAGUGAUUAUCCGAUCCUCUCAGCAGAAGUCACGAAAAAAUUCGGACCUGAGCUAGUCUUAAAAGCGAAAGAGCUCAGCGGCCAGACGUGGGUGAAUGCCGUGGAGGAGGAUUCUUGCUUCAAAGUCGGCUGUUGCCUGUGCUCUGAGCUCCUGGCUGAGAAAGACAGGGAUAUCGUGGGACGCUAUGGGAUAGUCCAUGUGGAAGGGCUGAAGCCAGCGCGGCUUCAACAGCACGCUUGCAGCGCUGCACAUCUGGCAGCAGUGGGGCGACUGCUGCAGCCUGAUGAAACAGUCGGUAUGCCACUGUCCUGCACGUCUGGGGCACCUGCUCUGGCUGACUUUGAUGCGUUGUUGCAAUGGAUCCGGCGGGGGGGCUCGCUGAGGGAUGGAGUGCCUGGAGUCGGGCAUUUCAAGAAAGCGAAAUGCAUGCAAUUUGUUUUGGCCGAGUCCUUGAAGAACAUCUACCGGGGAUGGAUACGAGGCAGUUUCAGUGUGAACUUGCUUCGGGAUGAGAGAAAAGGACGGUUGUACGUCCGCUUUCGCUGUGCUAACCUGAUGGCGGAGCGUGGUGUAGGCAUCCUGGGCCAGUGUCGUGUCGUUCAGUCAACAGCGACCAACGUAACCGAGGCCACGAAACUGCUCUUCGCGCAGUUUUGUACCAGGUUCUACAAUGCUCCGUAUACAGAGGCUACAGCUGACAUAGACAUCAAAGAUUUCGAGCACCUACGGCACAGCAUUUACGCAUUGACCGUGGAUGCCGCGGGCAACGAAGUGGCGUCUGGUGUCAACAUGCAAAGCCACCACAGCUCCACUGCCAUGCGAGGCCAAGCCCUCACGCCUAACCUCAUGACGAUUGUGCGCGACAAAGCCCAUGCCAGUCGGCGGAUUCUGGAGAGGCCAUGGGCUUGUGAUACGUAUCUCUCCGCAGUGGCAGGCUCAUUGAUAUCCGAGUCUUGCAGCGUUGCACAAUUGGUACAGCACAGCCUGGACCACCGAGCAUGGUUUACCGAGUGCUGCCGCGAAUCUGCGUGCCAGACAGUCUCCACAGUAUUUACCAACAUGCGAGCAGCAAAGCACAGGUACGAAAGCCUGGCCACGCCGCUGGCGAGGAUGUGCUUGGACUGGCCAGCAGUGAUUGCUUUCCUGGUGCGAGUGGUCACGGAGAGGCCCAACGACACGUCUGGACGUGCUGCGCAGGCAAUUCUGCAAGGCCUGGACAACGAAAUGAUUCUUCAAGCCGGCAUGCUGGCAGACGCGGCCGACGAAUGUUUGGUCUUGGUUCGGUGGUUUGACCAUUCCGAGGUAGACAACAGCAAGAUAGCGGCCACCGUGAAAACAUUCCUGGAGCGGCUGGAGCACUUGUUUGUAGGCCAGUACAUCUGGACGGCGCACGGCUACACACAGGCGACCCUGGAUUUCCUCAGAGGCCCCCCUACACACUUCUACGUGGCCGGUGAGAUGCGUAGCGUUGGAGGACCCCAGUCCGUCUCCACAGCCCUGCGUGCAACUGUGCUCCAGCGGAUGCAGGCCUGGCACACCAUUGUAAAGGAAGUUGUUUCCGCGGAACAUCCAGACUUUGAGCUCGUGUCUUGCUUCCGGUGCUGCGACCUCGAGGAAUUCCCUCGGCCUACGCAAGAAAAUGCCAGGCAUGGAUUGCCCACCAAGUUCGACGAGCCACUGCAACGCCUUGCGUCUGCGUUCCACUUGGACAAGGAUCUCCUGAAGCUUGAAUUUUUCGAUCUCGGUGCCAUAGCAGUGGCCCAUUUCCGGGAGAAAGAGUGCAGCAACCUGGAUGGGUGGAAGUGGGCCUUGAAAGUUACUGCCUCCCCAGCAGCCAGGGCGAAGCACCCAGUGGAUAACUUGCAGAUACUGCUCGCCCAUUACGCGGCAAUGUCCUCCUCGGACUCUAUCAUUGAGCGGGAUUUCAGCCGUGUACAAAAACUCUUAUCCGAGCAACAGCUCCAUGCGGAAGUUGCGGUGGAGAGUGACACGGUGAUGUUGGCCUGCUCUGGCACGGAGCUGGACAAGCAGGUGCUGGCAGGGGCACAGAGCUUGUGGACAGAGUUGUAUAGUAAAGCACGCAAGCGGGAGAAGCCGCGCUUCGACAAGGGUGUUUCGCGUGCGCUUCGCCGGGCACGGAGCUUCACACCGGAGAAGGUGACCGAAGCUGGUUUCAGGAAACGGCGGCGGGAGGGGGUCAUGAAUGCCGAGGCGCCAGAGUGUGUCGAAACGGACCCAGCAUUGGCUUGGACUGCGGGACAUGAUCGCGAGGUUCAGUUCAAUUUGAAGAAGCAGAUGACCCGUCUUUUUGAGGCUAUGCAGACAGGGACAGUUGACGUCAAUGAAGUCGGCCCGGAGAUACAGGCCCUUGCCAAGGAGCACGUGGACAAGACAGUCAAGAACAUGCUGGCCAGGGAGAGGGCGGAGGCUCGCAUGCGCGCCACUAUCCAGCGGCGGCCUCCCUCAGAGGAGGAGCUGGAAGGUUUGGAGGUUUGGAUCUCGGACGCCCUCCGCGAACCUCUCAUGGACCAAGCCAUGGAUCGCAGAGGCUGGACGACGACCGCACAUCUUCAUGAAGCCCUGGUCGUUGUGACAGACAACUUCACAGCUUGGACGGACGAGAUGCUAGUGGCUGUAGCUUUACGGGGAGCUUGGGUGAUGAGUCCGGACAUGGUCUUGCGAGGCAAGGGCGUGUCCUUGAAGUAUCAGCCCUGGGAACACACAAAGAGGGAAAUCUUCUGUACAGCCGCUUUUCAAGCAGCGCAUCCACGCGUAAUGCAUGUACUCCAACAUCGUGCUGGCAGGAAGUUACAGCUCCUGGACAGCAUAGAAGAUUUCGCCCAGGCCAAACAGAAGGCCACAGACAAAGGCAUGCCAUCUGCGGUUCUCGCAUUGAUCGUGGAUAGUGAGCGUGCCACAUACAGCGGUGUGAAGCAUUGCUUUGAUGUGCGCGAAUUCAAAGAUUUCAUUGCCAGGCUAGACAGGGGCAGAUCCUGCCCGGGCUUGUAA